GAAUUUCUCCAGAAAUAGAAAGAAAGGAAGUGGUGAGGCUGACUGGCUGCAACUUUUCUGAGAAGAGACCAUUUUGUGUCAGAGGAAGCAGCAUCUCUCUCUGGAACCUCCUAACAACGGAGCUCUGAAGCAGAAAGAGCAGGUCUUGGACAGAACCAGCUGGGCAAGGAACUCCUGGACAGGCUGGAAGGGCUCACACAGAGGGAAUCCAUGGCUGUUUCAUUGAUAGCACUGCUAUGAACACUCUCUGACCACCCGGAGGAGGAAAAACUCACCAUGGACCUGCGGAACAUUCCCUACCGCUCGGACGUGCUGACCUGGAACGCGGAUGACUUGGCAGAGUAUUUUAGGACGUUAAAGUAUAAGGACUGUGAGAAAGUCGUAAGAAAGCACAGCAUAAAUGGACCAAGGUUUCUGAACAUGUCUGAAAACGACAUUCAGAAAUUUCCCAAACUCAGAGUGCCAAUCGUAAGUAAAUUAAGUCAAGAAAUAAACAGAAAUGAAGGGAGGCUCUCUUUCCUUCCAAAAUGGGCCCAAACACAAAAAAGUCCUGAAAACCCAGGGUACGCUCAGGAUGAUGGGGGCUGGUCUUCAUUCGAGGAUGAUGAUGAUGAUGACUAUGAAAGCCCUGAUGAAGACCAGGAGAAGGAAGACGAGGCUGACUAUGAAUCCCCAACAGAAGAACCUGGGGAAGCAGAACAUGACAGUGAUGGCUACGAGCCCCCUCCAUCCAACAAUGAUGAAGCCCAUCACAAUGUCAUAUUUCCUGCCAAGUCACUUCCAAGCAACACUGAUUAUAUAGACAGACCUUCAACAACCAGAUCAUCACAUCAGCCUCCAGUGCCACCCCAGAGACCUGGCCCAUCCCCAGGACCAGCCCCAUUUGGGGCAAGAGGUGCUUCUCUGCCAGCUUUCCCUCCUCCACCAAGCAACAACGACCUGGGGAGAGACAGGAAUAUGAAGCCUUUGAAAUCCCCAGCUCCUUCUAUAGACAGAAGCACAAAGCCCUCCCUGGACCGUCUUGCUCCCCCAUUUGAAAGAGAGAGCCCAGCAGCAGGGAAGAAGCCAAGUGUUCCUGAAAAGCCUCUGGUUUCACAGCUAAGGUCCCUGGGGGAACAGCUGGCAAUGAUGCCCAAACCUCCUGUCCCACCAAGUGACAGAUAUGAAAGAGGAAACCCCCCUCCCUUAAGGAAGCAAAGCCCUGGAAAGCAGAGUUGGCCACCACACAAAAAAAAUGAAGAAGAAGAAGACACUGCACCCCCGAGAGCAGCAGUGCCACAGCUGUGCCUGCCCCCCUACAGCUCCAGCUCCCUCCUGGCCAAACCUCUCAAACCUCCACCCAAGCCAGGAUCCAACAGCCUGCCUGGGGCAGACAGUGCUAGAAACCUGUCUUCGACUGGCUCACUACCACCUCGCUUACAUCCAGGCAACAACAGCAGAUCCCCCUCAAGAGGCCCAGCUGAUGUGAGACCUCCACUGCCAAUUCCCGGCAGACAGACUGUCCACCAAACAAACCCGGAGGAAGACGAGGGCUCCCUGAACAACGAGUGGUACGUGGCCUUUGUGAGCCGGCCCGAGGCAGAGGCAGCUCUUCGGAAAAUCAACAAGGAUGGAACAUUCCUGGUGAGAGACAGCUCAAGGAAAACUGUCACUCACCCAUAUGUGCUGAUGGUGCUGUACAGGGACAAAGUGUACAACAUCCAGAUCCGUUACCAGGAGCAGGAGCACUUGUAUCUGUUAGGAACUGGCUUAAAAGGAAAAGAGGAUUUUUCUUCUGUGGCAGAUAUCAUUGACCACUUCCAAAGGACACCCCUUCUUCUGAUUGAUGGAAAAGACAGAGGUUCCAGAAACCAGUGCAUGUUAAAAUAUGCUGCAGGACAUAUUUAAAUAAGAUCUUAAUGAAGAUCACACAUUGUAUUGAAGCCUAGUGAAGUUUGUAAACUUGAAGAUACUUCCUUUUUCAGCAAACUAAAAUCAUGAAGUCAUUAAAAAUCAUUUCAUUUCAAGGAAAAAGGAUUAUGUUAUUUUUUAAUUAUGCCUUUAAAUGCAGUAUGCUUUAAAUGUGAUUUUCCUAUGAUGUGUUUGUUACUGUUCACUAAUCAUACAGUACCUGAGAAUUUUUUAUUUUCCAAGAUGUGUAUAUCCUCUUGAAAUUAUUUCCACACCAAAUUAGAGGAUCCAGGAAUAAAUAUGCAUACAAACCUCUGCUGUCAUAGGAGAAUAAAAACGUUAAGCUCUUUUUUUGGAUGAGAACUGCAGCAGCAAUUAUGUUACUUCAAGUGAUACGAGGUAGACCCAAACCUUGCCAAAGCUGAGGAGUGGACAAAAGACAAUAGAAGCGUAUUUAUUCCCCAAUAAAUCCAACCAUGUCCACUUCUGUGAAAAGGCUGUGGCUCCAGCCUGGAUCUGAAGGGCACACAGGUUUCAGUGACACCAAAAGUCUCUCCCACCCCAGAUGUGCAGGUGCCUGUUGGGGUUUGUGUCUGGGUUACUUGGGUGUGAAACUGGAUUUUUCACAGUUUUCUGGAGAACUUGUGCACCUGCAGACACCACUUUCUGCCACACCACUGAGGAUUCCAGGCUUUAUCCCACACACUGGAAUUAUGGAUCUCCUGGCAUCCUCUAACCUGACUCAGAACAAGCUUUUCCCCUGUAACACAGACCUUCCUUUGGUUGUGUCUUCCUGAUUAAAUCCAGCAACUGCUUUUUACUGGAAGCACAUCCACGAGUUUAUCACGUCAUCAUGUGAUUCCUGACUGGCAGAACACACCCAAAGCUCUUAGAAACCAUAAGCAGCAGCCUAAACUUAGUUCCUCUUACACCACUGCCCUCUGUUGUACUGUGUUUUUUAAAAAAAUAUAACAUUCUCAGAUCUAAAAUAUAACCUGCAACUGAUGACCAUUGAAGCACCAAGAGUUUUCCCCUCACCUUUGUUAAGUGGGAUUUAUCCAACUCCUUGCCUCAGUUUUCUGAUAACUUUUGUGUUCUGACAACCUUGGUUUGAUAUGGUAGAUUUGUCACAUGUUUUUUCCUUUAAAGCCAUUUGUGUCUUGAAACACUGGAACCGAAAUUCAAGGUAGACAAAUACUUCCCAUACAACCUGUAGAGUUUCUCAGACAUAACAAUCAGAUUUCACAAACAGUUUAAAUAGAUGUAUUUUGUAAAUGUUAUCUGCCUUUCUAAAAUAUUUAGAAUUCAAAGUUAGUGAAUUUCGUUUCCAUGCAGCCG
Neopelma chrysocephalum (saffron-crested tyrant-manakin) is the source of this 3228-nucleotide messenger RNA. RefSeq names its product lymphocyte cytosolic protein 2 (gene LCP2). The transcript has 22 exons. Bases 277 to 1887 code for a protein of 536 amino acids. NCBI's taxonomy places the organism in Eukaryota, Metazoa, Chordata, Aves, Passeriformes, Pipridae. The record is from RefSeq and is a predicted model, not a curated record. Gene Ontology annotation, molecular function: protein binding. Gene Ontology annotation, biological process: cell surface receptor protein tyrosine kinase signaling pathway; intracellular signal transduction.